AUGAGUGAGACCGCAAACAUCCGUGACACUUGUGCGAGUGAGACUGUGGACGCCUGUGACGCUCACGCAAGCGGGGCUGUGAACACCCCUGAUGUUCACGGCAAUGCAUUGGCCAGCCAUUCAUGCGGCCUAGUGGCCAAUAGCCCGGGCCCAAAAUCUAUCCUGAUUGACCAUGGAAUUCGACGUCUUACUUUCCUGGUGGCCCAAAAGGAAGCCUCGUUUGAAUACCUACAGAAUGAGGGGGAGCGCUUGCUUUUGGAAGCCAUGGAUGAGCUGGAAGUGGCUUUCAACAACACAAAUGUGCGCACCGACUGCAACCACAUAUUCCUCAACUUCGUCCCUACAGUUAUUAUGGACCCUUCAAAGAUCGAGGAGUCUGUCCGGAGCAUGGUUAUGCGCUACGGGAGCCGUCUGUGGAAACUUCGAGUCUUGCAAGCUGAGCUGAAGAUUAACAUUCAGCUCGCACCCAGCGGCAAGGCUAUUCCGAUCCGGCUGUUCUUGACCAACGAGUCUGGCUAUUACCUGGACAUAAGCCUGUAUAAAGAAGUGACGGACUCCAGAACUGCNUCGAGGACUGAGCUGAAGAUUAACAUUCAGCUCGCACCCAGCGGCAAGGCUAUUCCGAUCCGGCUGUUCUUGACCAACGAGUCUGGCUAUUACCUGGACAUAAGCCUGUAUAAAGAAGUGACGGACUCCAGAACUGCGCAAAUUAUGUUCCAGGCUUAUGGCGAUAAGCAAGGGCCCCUACAUGGGAUGCUGAUCAAUACUCCUUAUGUGACGAAGGACUUACUCCAGUCGAAGAGAUUCCAGGCCCAGUCCCUGGGGACGACCUACGUGUAUGAUAUUCCUGAAAUGUUUCGACAGGCUCUGAUCAAAUUAUGGGACUUUAUGAAGGAGUUUGCGAUUCUCCCUGUUCCUCCUCUGCCUUCUGACUUGCUGACGUAUACAGAGCUGGUCCUGGAUGAUCAAGGCCAGUUGGUACAGAUGAAUAGGCUUCCUGGAGGGAAUGAGAUUGGAAUGGUGGCUUGGCGCAUGACUCUCAAGUCUCCUGAGUAUCCAGAUGGCCGAGACGUCGUCGUCAUUAGCAAUGACAUCACAUAUAAGAUCGGGUCUUUCGGCCCCCAAGAGGACUUGCUUUUUCUCAGAGCCUCAGAGCUGGCUCGGGUGCAAGGUAUCCCCCGGGUUUAUGUCGCUGCCAACAGCGGGGCCAGGAUUGGCUUGGCUGAAGAAAUUCGUCACAUGUUCCAUGUCGCAUGGGAAGAUCCAGCUGACCCCUAUAAGGGAUUCAAGUAUCUGUACCUAACUCCUCAAGAUUACAAGAAAGUUAGUGCCUUGAACUCAGUACAUUGCGAACAUGUGGAAGAUGGAGGAGAAUCAAGGUAUGUCUGUUUAAAGUCCUCAGAAGAACUCUAA
Protobothrops mucrosquamatus (brown spotted pit viper) is the source of this 1413-nucleotide messenger RNA. RefSeq names its product acetyl-CoA carboxylase-like. The record is from RefSeq and is a predicted model, not a curated record. Gene Ontology annotation, biological process: fatty acid biosynthetic process. NCBI's taxonomy places the organism in Eukaryota, Metazoa, Chordata, Lepidosauria, Squamata, Viperidae. Bases 1 to 1413 code for a protein of 470 amino acids. The transcript is spliced from 9 exons. Gene Ontology annotation, molecular function: ATP binding; acetyl-CoA carboxylase activity.